AUGCCAGGAAACGUAUCAAGUACACCACCUAUUUCACGGAGCGUAUCUUUUGCCGUCCCAGAAUCGAGUGAUUCUGAAGGAGACAUGAAGGGCUGCGUCAGCUUUGGAGAGAAGUGUCUCUCGACGAUCUUACGAUUGGACAAGGAACACAAUAUGUUUGGUUUGUCCAAUAUUACCAUCGUCGAUUCUAAAAUGCUGAAGAAAUCCCGUAAAGACGAUAAGGACCCAGCAUUUCCUCAAACAACUAUCAUACAACUGCUUUGCUGCGAGAAAAAAUGUUGUCACAAGUGCGGAAAGUGUUACAGCUGCACCGAUCCAUUUUGUUCGUCAUGCAAGUCGUGUGGGAUAGUGUGCUCACUGCCCUGCACAUUGCCCUGUGUUGUAUCUGCACGAUCUAGUAGAGCUCUACCAUGUCCUAAACCGAGUAUAAGAAUAACGCCUUGCGGGUCACCUUGCGGCAGACGUUGCAGAAGUCCAUGCAGAAGUCCGUGCUUUCCGCCAUGCAGAAGUCCAUGCUCUUCGCCAUGCAGAAGUCCAUGCUCUCCGCCAUGCAGAAGUCCAUGCAGAUCUCCAUGCGCUAGGCCGUCCAAAAUACCGUUCCUUAAGCCAACGCCUUGUAAAAUACCAUGUGGGACGUGCUGUGACAACCCACCAUGCAUGAUUUGCUGCUACAAGGGCAGGAUAAAGUGUAAGCGAGUGCCCUGUGCUAAACCAAGAUGCUUGAUGGACUGUAAUACUCGUUACGGCAUGAAGAUCUCAUUGAAGCGAAAACCAAAGUUUGAACCGUCUCCGGUCGAGAUAACGCCACGAUCAAGUUGUAUUUUAAAAAAGCCCGUAGCUGCCAGGUCCUGCCAUCACUUGCCGCGUUGUUCACCACCAUCUUCUUGCUUUCCGUAUUUAAUGCCUUGUUUCUGGCCUCCGCGAGCGAGCGCGCCGUGCAACAAUCCCUCCCGUUGCUUCCACAACCCGCCCUGUCUUCCGCCACGGAGGAGAAAGUCACCAAUACCUUCGCAAUAUUCAUGCACCCGCGAUAAGAAAUGCCUGGAUGAAACUAAAAAUUCGAUAUGUCCUAACCCGACGUGUCCUGGGAAAAACGAAACAUUCAAAGCGGAGAUAGAAAAAAGAUUUGGAAAAGGCAAAUAAAAAAUAAUGGCCGAUUCCAAGAAUACCAAGAAUCCAAAAAAUCCCAAGAACCCACAUUGCUCUUGUUCGUGUGAAAAGAAAGUUGAAACUCCAUGCGAUGAAUAUAUUUUCUACCCAAACAUUAAGAAGAAAGCC
This is a messenger RNA of Papilio machaon (common yellow swallowtail), 1278 nucleotides long. Its product is annotated as keratin-associated protein 9-1-like. The transcript is spliced from 12 exons. The record is from RefSeq and is a predicted model, not a curated record. NCBI's taxonomy places the organism in Eukaryota, Metazoa, Arthropoda, Insecta, Lepidoptera, Papilionidae. The coding region runs from base 1 to 1143 and encodes 380 amino acids.